AUGACUAGUGUCGGUCACACAAUGCGAGCAGAACGAUCGUGGAAGAUCCGUUCCUUGUCAUUCCGAAGAUUCAAUCGCGUGGCUGUCUGCUUGUUGUUCUAUAUGUGGUGGAUGAUGUGUGGAGUAGCGAGCAGCGGAGGGUUAUCUGCUCCUAUAACGAUGGCCAUGUAUGACUGGACAAAUGAAGAGGCGGUUCUCUAUAACGGCAUCAUUCAAACGAUCUCGUGUGCAGUAUCAACUUUCAGCUACUUCAUCAUUGGGUCAACUCGAGUAGGACUUUUGGAUCGUCGGAUACACCUUUUCUUAGGUUUGGCAGGGUUUACUUUCUACCAUUUGUGUCAUUAUCCGAUGCCAUUCUAUGACGGCCCGCUACACCAAGAAGUAUACGGUCAGAAUUUUUCGUGCGGAUUUGUUCGGUUUGAGGUGGGAUUACUGAAUAUUUGCUGUUAA
Messenger RNA from Cooperia oncophora, 450 nucleotides. Lineage: Eukaryota; Metazoa; Nematoda; Chromadorea; Rhabditida; Trichostrongylidae. The record is from the annotation of a GenBank genome assembly.